Molecule: messenger RNA, 1961 nt
Organism: Ipomoea nil (Japanese morning glory)
Lineage: Eukaryota; Viridiplantae; Streptophyta; Magnoliopsida; Solanales; Convolvulaceae
Product: protein DETOXIFICATION 49-like
Exons: 1
Coding region: 54-1559 (501 amino acids)
Biological process (GO): xenobiotic detoxification by transmembrane export across the plasma membrane
Cellular component (GO): membrane
Molecular function (GO): antiporter activity; xenobiotic transmembrane transporter activity
Source: RefSeq, a predicted model, not a curated record
AAAACCCUCUCUUCUUCCUCCCCUUCGCCUUCAUCUCUGCCUGCAAAGAAAAGAUGGAGGCUCCUCUGAUUUCUGAAGAAAACCCAAAGGAAGAAGACCAUAAUCAUAACCAAACCCAUCUCUCUCUUGCUGCCAAAGAAGCGAAAUGCAUAUCUGACAUCGCUCUUCCCAUGAUCGUCACCGGCCUUCUUCUCUACUGCCGCUCCAUGAUCUCCAUGCUCUUCCUCGGCCGCCUCGGCGAUCUUUCGCUGGCCGGCGGGUCUCUGGCCAUCGGAUUCGCCAACAUCACUGGCUACUCCAUUCUCUCCGGGCUGGCGAUGGGCAUGGAGCCUAUUUGUGGGCAGGCUUUUGGUGCUAAGAGGUUUAAGCUUAUGGGUCUUUCUUUGCAGAGGACGAUUGUUUUGCUUCUCUUUACCUCAAUCCCCAUUGCUAUUCUCUGGUGUAAUAUGGAGAGAAUCUUGAUUUUGUGCCGCCAAGAUCGGGAAAUCUCCAUGGAAGCUCAGUCUUUCAUUCUUUAUUCCCUCCCUGAUCUUAUCGCCCAGUCUCUGCUUCACCCUCUUCGUAUCUAUCUCCGCUCGCAGUCCGUCACGUUGCCGCUCACGUUCUGCGCCGCCUUUGCUAUCGUCGUACAUGUUCCCAUCAACUACUUCCUUGUCGUGGUUCUCAAUCUGGGAAUCAAAGGCGUGGCCUUGAGUAGCGUUUGGUGUAAUUUCAACGUUGUUGGGUCUUUGGUUGUUUAUGUUUUGUUUUCGGGGGUUUACAAGAAAACGUGGGGUGGGGUUUCGUGGGAAUGCUUUAAAGGGUAUAAAUCUUUGCUAAAUUUAGCGAUUCCGAGUUGUGCUAGUGUGUGCUUGGAAUGGUGGUGGUAUGAGCUCAUGAUUCUGUUAUGCGGGCUUUUGGCGAAUCCGAGGGCCACCGUUGCAUCAAUGGGGGUUCUGAUUCAAACGACGUCGUUGAUCUACAUUUUCCCGUCGUCUCUGAGCUUCGGAGUGUCGACGAGGGUGGGAAACGAGCUCGGCGCGGGCCGGCCGGGCCGGGCCAAGCUCGCGGCCAUUGUCGGGCUCUGUGCGAGCUUUAUCCUCGGGCUGGCGGCGCUCACGUUUGGGGUGGCGGUGAGGAAUGUUUGGGCUUCGAUUUUCACCCAAGACGCGGAAAUCAUGGCGUUAACGGCGGCGGUUUUGCCGAUUAUUGGACUGUGCGAGCUCGGGAACUGCCCGCAGACGACCGGAUGCGGCGCGCUGAGAGGGACGGCGAGGCCGAAACUCGGGGCGAAAAUCAACCUCAGAUGUUUUUACUUUGUCGGAUUGCCGGUCGCGGGGUGGUUGGGCUUCUUUGCAGGGUUUGAUUUUCAGGGACUCUGGCUUGGAUUACUGGCGGCGCAGGCUUCUUGUGCGUUGACCAUGUUACUGGUAUUGGGCAGGACCGAUUGGAAUGAUCAAGCCAGGAGAGCCAAAGAGCUAACAGCAACCAUCUCACUUGUUGAUGAUGAUGAUGAUGAUGAUCAAAACACACAAGUUGAUCCAACAGAGUAUCAGAAACUUGAAACUUCCCCAGUCUAAUAGCAGUCAACAUCCGGUUGAACGAGACAAAUUUGACCUAAUUUGACUCGAUUAGUCUCACCCGACCAGAAUGCCACCAAUGAUUCGAUCAUAUGAUCGACUUGGUCAAUCUCAAAACGAGACUAAUUUGGUUAAACCAUAAUCAGUCUCAGGAUAAGAUUAAUUCGGGUUAAUAUCGGAGUGAUUCUCCUGAAGUAUUAUUGUUGUUCCAUUCUUGAUUUAUUCUUUUAAUUUUUCCCAUACCCUUUUGCUAGAUAGACCUGAUCUGAGGUUGCCAACUUAGACUGGGGAUUUUCUGGUAGGCCUUAGUAUUUGUCAGCUGUAGUCAAAUUCUUUGUUUUUUGUUGCUUGUAGUGUUGGAAUCAAUGUAAUUAGCCCAUAUCUAUUGUGGUUUCUAGAUCA